AUGCCGAAACUGCACGAAAACGGGCCCAAGAUUGAUGUCAGCGGUCUCGCCGCCCCUCUGCUUCGUGGUGAAAGCAGCGACACGCCGCCGCUGUCGCCGUUGCCGCUGUCGUCUGGCGAGGAGCGGCUGGCGAUGCGGUGCGCUGUUGCCAUUGUCUUCACGACCACAUUCCUCUGGGGAAUCGUCCCGGGCGACGCCGUAAUGCGAUCGCUGGUCGUGUGUGGUGCGCCAUCUCUAACGCCGCACGACUCGCCAGCUUGGAGCGGCUCAGAUCGAUGCGGAGAUCAGAAGCUGGUGCUGGCGACAACCGCGCGACUUGGCGGCGACUUGGGCACGAUCAGCAACCUGGGCCACCUGGUGGGAGGACCGAUUAUCGCCGCUGUUGCUGACACUAGCAGCCGCACUCGUGCCAUUGCAAUCUCUGUCGCGCUCGUAGUGUCGUCAAAGUGCCUGUUUGCAGUCGUCUAUGUCGUCUCGGGCCGCCUCGCGGCUGGCCACGCGCCCGCCGGAAGCGGCGACAUCGCCUUCCUCGCCAUCCCGUUCCCUAUACUCGUGCUCUGUGGGGCGCUCAUUGGCGACGUGACCCCCACCGCUUCACGCGGCGCUGUCUUUGCCCGGCUGACCGUCUGCCACGGGGUUGCGGCCGGCGUGUCCCAGGUGCUGCACCUGCUGCUUCUCCGGCUCUACCUCACAGACUACACUCCCAUCAUCGUGGCGGUCGCACUCCUGUCGCCGUUGCCCGCUGUGCCGCUUCUCGUUCUGAUGCGGCGGGCGCGCUUACCUGCCCGCAAGGUAUUGUGCGAGGCGCCAACACCGCCAGCGACUGGCAAGGCAGCUGAGAGCGCAGAGGCAGCUGGGAGCGCAGAGGAGCGGGGCCCCAGGGCAGCAGUGCGGCUGCUCUUGCGUGAGCGCCGGCUGUUGUGCGCUUGCGUGAGCACAUUCGUCUUCAUCUUUGGCGUCCACGGCGGCGGCAGCUUGAUGAACUCGCUCACGCUAGCGCUCGGCUGGCGGCAGGGGGACCUGUACACGCUGCACCUCGUCAUCACGCUGCCCACCAGCUUGACGUGCAUCACGCUCGCGAGCCGAUUUAUUUUCCCGCGCAUCGGAACGGCGGCGGCUGUCAUCCACGGCAUCGCGUGCUUGCUGCUGAUGUGCUUGGGAUUCGGCGUCGCUCCUUGGCUCGGCGCCGGCGCCAUAGGGCUCAGCCUCUUCCUCAUCGGCUGCGCCGCUCCCGGCGUCCCCGCCCUGCUGGCGGUCCUCACCGAGCAGGCGCCGCCACGGCAGCUUGCCAUGGCGCAGGCCUGCCUCUCGGUCGUUGCGACCCUCGCCAUCGGGAUCUCCACGUCUGUGUUUGGGCACCUCUUUGACCCGAGCACCCCGGAGAGCGCCGCCCGGCCGUAUGCGCUCAGCCUGGUGCUGGGCACUCUCGGGGCCUGCCCGCUGCUCGCGCUGCUCGUGCCAAUCGCGCGCGAGCAGCUCCGCGCGCUGCGAGUGGGGGAGGGAGCAGGCUCGGAGUGA
Molecule: messenger RNA, 1518 nt
Organism: Emiliania huxleyi CCMP1516
Lineage: Eukaryota; Haptophyta; Isochrysidales; Noelaerhabdaceae
Exons: 2
Coding region: 1-1518 (505 amino acids)
Biological process (GO): transmembrane transport
Molecular function (GO): transmembrane transporter activity
Source: RefSeq, a predicted model, not a curated record